Botrytis byssoidea is the source of this 555-nucleotide messenger RNA. RefSeq lists its product as uncharacterized. NCBI's taxonomy places the organism in Eukaryota, Fungi, Ascomycota, Leotiomycetes, Helotiales, Sclerotiniaceae. The record is from RefSeq and is a predicted model, not a curated record. The transcript has a single exon. Bases 1 to 555 code for a protein of 184 amino acids.
AUGUGUAUCAGCUUCGCUUCUCUUGCUCCAGCCCACUGUCCUCUCGACUCUCUCCGGCCCGCCAAUCCUACUCCUUACCAUCCGGAAAACCUUCCAUCAAUCUUAUCUCCUUUCUUUCGUCCCUCCAACCCAACUCCCUACCAUCCACAAAACCUUCCCCAAGAUCUUGAAGAGACACGAUCGAUAUGUCGAGUCCUCAAAGAGACUGGAUUUGUCAAUAUAGAGCAAUUCUUGGAUUCGCAUGAUUUGAGAGAUGAUGAGAAGAAUCGCAUGUUAAGGGCCUGGGAGUUCAAUGAGGGGAUAAUAGAAGACUGCUUGGUUCAGAAUGCGAAAGAGGAGAUUUUAAUGCAGAGAGAGAACGAGAUUAAUGGUGGGAGAGAGAAGGAAAAUGAGGUAUUCACCCCAUUCGCUAGCAUGAAGAAAAAGGCCAACACUGUGAAAUCAAAAGUGUUGGGCGAGAAGAGAAAUUUCAUCACUCAUCAGGCACCAAUACCCCAAAAAACAAGUGAUGAGAUGAAUUACAGCUCCGAUGAAUCUUAUUUCUCUAAUUACUAG